Messenger RNA from Arachis ipaensis, 1523 nucleotides. The record is from RefSeq and is a predicted model, not a curated record. Lineage: Eukaryota; Viridiplantae; Streptophyta; Magnoliopsida; Fabales; Fabaceae.
GAUCCGCCGGAGAGGCCAAAGAGAUACAAGAACAAGAACAAUGAGAAAAUGGAAAUGAAAAGCUUUCAACUAUGGAGUGAUUCUGGUGAAGAAUGCCCUAAUGGAACUAUUCCAAUUAGAAGAACAAAAGAGGAAGAUGUUCUAAGAGCAAGUUCCAUUAGAAGAUUUGGAAGGAAACCAAGACAUGUAAGGAGAGACUCAACCGGUAACGGCCACGAGCAUGCAGUUGUUUUUGUGAAUGGAGAUCAAUAUUAUGGAGCAAAAGCAAACAUAAAUGUAUGGACACCAAGAGUUACAGAUCAAUAUGAAUUCAGUUUGUCACAGAUUUGGGUUAUUGCUGGCUCCUUUGGUUUUGAUCUUAAUACUAUAGAAGCUGGUUGGCAGGUAAGUCCAGAAUUAUAUGGAGACAGCAACCCUAGGUUCUUCACUUAUUGGACAACAGAUGCAUAUCAAGCAACUGGGUGCUACAAUUUGCUGUGUUCUGGAUUUAUCCAAACUAACAAUAGGAUAGCAAUAGGUGCAGCAAUCUCACCAAGAUCUACAUAUAAUAGCAAACAAUUUGAUAUUGGCCUAAUGGUUUGGAAGGAUCCAAGACAUGGACACUGGUGGCUGGAAUUUGGUUCAGGAUUAUUAGUUGGUUACUGGCCAGCAACCAUGUUUAGCCACUUAAGAAGCCAUGCAAGCAUGGUUCAAUUUGGUGGAGAAAUUGUGAACUCUCGUUCAAGGGGUUACCACACUGGAACUCAGAUGGGGAGUGGCCACUUUGCUGGUGAAGGUUUUAGAAAAGCAGCAUAUUUUAGGAACUUGCAAAUUGUUGAUUGGGACAACAACUUGCUACCUCUCUCAAACAUUCACCAAUUAGCAGAUCAUUCUAAUUGCUAUGACAUUAGGCAAGGAAGCAACAAUGUUUGGGGACAUUACUUUUACUAUGGAGGUCCCGGACGAAAUGUCCGAUGUCCUUAAAACAUAUACAAAUGUCGAAUUUAUAUGCAUUCACAUCGCAUUUGGUAACUGUCCUGUGACAUAAUACGUAGACGUUGAAACAGUAAAGAUAGAGAAAAAGAUGGAGACUCAUAUACAGUUGUCUUCAUGUAAAGUCGAUAAUUGAAAAUCGUCAAAUGAAAAUUUAGUAUCAAUCUCACACGAAGACAACUGUAUAUGAGUUUUUCUUCCUAGAGAAAAUUUGUUCUUUUCUUAAAUAUGCGUAUUUCACAAUGCUUCUGUAUUAUCGCUUUGAGACCGUCGCUAAACGUAGGCUUAUAUGAUAAAAUAACUUUACACUAUCAAAUUAUAAUGGUUUGUUGCAAAUUCUGUAGAUUAAUUGAUAGUGUAAAAUUAUUUUUGAUGGUUUCUCUAUGUGUGUGUGUUUGUUUCUUUUUUUUUCUUUUUGUCUCACUUUCUAGGGUUUUACUUUUUUCAUGGCAUGCUUCACAUGCUUUAGUGAUAAUCUAUAGAGUAAUUUGUUUUGUUUGUAUUCUUGACUAACAAUUUAAUUAGUGACAGUUCAAGUUUGAUUUUUCCAA